CCUCGAGAACUGCGCUUCUCUCGUGCGAUGAUCUUUGCCAUUGAGGAAAUAAACAACAGCACAGAGCUGCUGCCCGGUGUGAAGCUGGGAUAUCAGAUCCACGAUUCUUGCGCAUCUGUGCCUGUCACUGUGCAUGCGGCGUUUCAGCUAGCGAACGGAAAUGACUCUGUGUUUUACACAGCUGAUGAAUGCUCUCAGUCUGGCGCCGUAAUGGCUGUUAUUGGGGAAUCUGGAUCCACUCCAUCCAUCAGUAUGUCUCGUGUUAUCGGGUCCUUCAAGAUUCCUCAGGUGAGCCACUACGCCACUUGUGCCUGCCUGUCGGAUAAGAAGCACUAUCCAACCUUUUUCAGAACCAUCCCCAGUGAUCAGUACCAAGCUGACGCCCUGGCCAAGCUGGUGAAACACUUUGGCUGGACUUGGAUAGGCGCCGUCCGGUCGGACUCGGAUUAUGGAAAUAACGGCAUGGCAACUUUUCUUGAGGCGGCGCUCAGAGAGGGGAUCUGCGUGGAGUACACUGAGUCCUUCUAUCGGACCAACCCACGCAGUAAAAUCCAAAGAGUCGCUGACGUCAUCCGGAGAUCAACAUCAACCGUAGUUGUGGCAUUUGCAGCUCCAGGCGACAUGAAAUUUCUUUUAGAGGAGCUGGCUCUGGACCCCCCUCCACCUCGCCAGUGGAUUGGAAGUGAGGCUUGGGUAACGGACCCACACCUGAUGAGUUUCAGUUUCUGUGCGGGGGCAGUCGGUGUUGCCAUCCAGCAAUCAGUCAUUCCCGGCCUAAGAGACUUCCUUCUCAACCUUUCUCCCCCACAAGUGGCUGCCUCUUCAGUGCUGUCUGAGUUCUGGGAGGAUUCAUUCAACUGCAAGCUGAAAAAUUCUGAUCCACACAAAAGGACCUGUGACGGAACGGAAGACAUUAAAAAACUCUCUAACCCGUACACGGAAACAUCUCAGUUAAGAAUCACCAACAUGGCAUAUAAGGCUGUUUAUGCAAUAGCACAUGCUAUUCACAAUGCAGUUUGCCUGAAAACAAAUGAAACCAUACACUGUGACAAACACAUUAAACUGGAACCAAACCAGGUUUUCUCAGAGCUGAAGAAAGUAAAUUUUUCCAGAAAUGGUUAUCAUGUCUCAUUUGACUCUAAUGGGGAUCCAGUGGCUUUUUAUGAGCUGGUAAACUGGCAGAAGAGUGACAGAGGAGUUGUUAAACUGGUAAAAGUGGGAUAUUAUGAUGCAUCACUGCAAAAGGGCCAGCAGUUCCACAUCAAUUGGAACAUAACCUGGUUGGAGGAUAGCAUUCAAGUUCCAGUGUCAGUUUGCUCAGAGAGUUGUCCUCCAGGAACUCGUAAAGUGUUGCAGAAAGGAAAACCAAUCUGCUGCUAUGACUGUAUACCAUGUCCUGAAGGAGAGAUCAGCAAUAUGACAGAUUCUCCUGAUUGCUUCCCAUGCCCCAAAGAGUUCUGGCCAAAUGCAGAGAGAAAUGCUUGUCUUAUUAAACCUGUGGAGUUUCUUUCCUUCGAUGAAGUCCUGUCAAUAAUCCUGGCUGUAGUCUCAAUUAGUGGAGCCUGUCUGGCCAUCAUUACAGCAGUGAUCUUCUUCUAUUACAGAACAACUCCAAUUGUCAGAGCCAACAACUCAGAGCUGAGCUUCCUGCUGCUCUUCUCUCUGACUCUGUGUUUCUUAUGUUCAUUAACUUUCAUUGGAGCCCCCUCUGAGUGGUCCUGCAUGCUGCGGCACACAGUGUUUGGCAUCACAUUUGUUCUCUGUAUCUCCUGUGUUCUUGGGAAAACUAUAGUGGUUCUAAUGGCCUUUAAAGCUACACUUCCUGGAAGUAAUGCAAUGAAAUGGUUUGGACCUGUACAACAAAGAAUGACUGUAGUGUCUUUUACAUUUAUUCAGGUUAUAAUAUGUAUCAUUUGGUUGGUUGUGAGUCCUCCCUUCCCAGUGAAAAAUCUGACCACCUACAAGGAGAAGAUCAUCCUGGAAUGUGCGUUAGGCUCUGCUGUUGGUUUCUGGGCUGUGCUCGGCUACAUCGGCCUGCUGGCUGUGUUUUGCUUUGUGUUAGCUGUUCUAGCUCGGAAACUACCUGAUAAUUUCAACGAAGCCAAGAUGAUAACCUUCAGCAUGUUGAUAUUCUGUGCAGUCUGGAUCACCUUCAUCCCAGCUUAUGUCAGCUCUCCUGGAAAAUUUACUGUGGCUGUGGAGAUAUUUGCUAUUCUGGCCUCCAGUUUUGGACUCAUACUGUGUAUAUUUGCUCCAAAGUGUUUUAUUAUUUUGUUUCAGCCUGACAAGAACACUAAGAAACAUUUAAUGAACAAAAGUUAAGUUUCCCUUUUACAUUGUUUGGAAACAAUAUGGUUGAGUUGGUUUCAUGGCAAUAUAUCAACUAUACACCAACAUUUGUAAGCAGUGUAAAUAUUAAUGACUUUGUUUUUUUUCUCCAUAUAUGUCUGAAUUUACUGCUCUUAACCAUGACUCGUACUAAAAACAACAAGCAACACCCAUGUACAAAAUGUACCAAGGCUAAACGUCAGUUGUUUUCUUAAAACAUUAAGCCAUAAUCAUCAGAGCUACAAUAAAGACUUGAAGGUGUCA
This is a messenger RNA of Xiphophorus couchianus (Monterrey platyfish), 2592 nucleotides long. RefSeq names its product extracellular calcium-sensing receptor-like. The record is from RefSeq and is a predicted model, not a curated record. Gene Ontology annotation, molecular function: G protein-coupled receptor activity. Bases 28 to 2322 code for a protein of 764 amino acids. The transcript has 7 exons. Gene Ontology annotation, biological process: G protein-coupled receptor signaling pathway. Gene Ontology annotation, cellular component: plasma membrane. Lineage: Eukaryota; Metazoa; Chordata; Actinopteri; Cyprinodontiformes; Poeciliidae.